CCGAGCUGCCAUCCCCUCUCGUCAGAGGCAUUAACCCCCAUCCCCAUCUCUCGCCGGCUGAGAAGCAGCUGUGCCCCGGGUGCGAGGAAGCCAGGAUGGCCAAGCCCGCUCCCGCUGAGCCAUUCUCCAUACGGUAAGCGCGCGCGCGUCCUUCUCCGUCUUUCCCUUCUCGAGCUUCUGCUUCGUCUUCUGACCGUUUGGCCUGGCUGUGUUUUGACGCGAGCGGGGUGUUCCCGAGCGUACGCGGCUGACCUGCUCGAAUGGAUGCGCAGGGGUUACGCCAUGAGGAUGCGAGCUGUCGACGCGGCCGAGUGCUACCCGUUCGUCGGUGGCUGCCGCAGCGAUGUGGAGGGGGAAUCACCGCCGCGGUUCCGUCCGAUGGACCCGAAGCCGCUGUCACGGUGGUGGAAGCACGAACUCGCGGCGGGGCAGGCCCGACUUUUGGCUGGCGCCAAGGGCGGAGAGGCUGCGGCAUCCGGCGGUGGGCUGCGGAAGGGGACCAAGAGGAAGGGCUCUCGCUCGAGUUCCACGGGCGAGAGGGCCAGGAAACGGCGACACGUGCUUCAAUUUAGGUCCUUUCUGACGAAAAAGGAGAUAACUGCUAAGCCUCAGUCAACAUCUUGUUUGCAUGAGCACAAGUUGCAUAUGGCAUUUCCGAGAAAGCAUAAAAGUUCCACUGUCCAUCCAAGUACAGAACUUCAACCAAGGAAGAAACGGGAAGAGGCACGUGAUCACAUGCCAACUCAUGGAAACAGCAUGAAUAAACGAAACAGAGAAAGAGCGGGCCCUUCUAGUGAAAUGAAUAGUGACCUAAUUGGGAUAAAGGAAGUGACCUCAGCUGUAAAUAAGCAAAGCAUAGAAGUCAAUGGUUCGACUAAUAAUCCUACAAAUACUGGCUAUGAAUUGGUGAAAACUCCCACAGGGCCCAAAGAUGAUAUCUUUGGAGAUCUCCCUCUCCUGGAAUUAGAAAGCUCCAAGACUAUGUUUCGCACUGGUGUUCAUGAACUUCCAACUGUUAUUGAGGAAUCAUUAAUAACAAAUCAAACCGAAGCAGAUUCUAUACCAGAAGCGGUACCCUUGAAGUUGAUAGAUGCAUCUGACAUUACUGCUCAGACACCAUCUCCUCUUGAAGACUUGGUGAAAAGUGAAGCUACUGAGCCACCAUGUAUCUCCCACAAUGAUGUGGCAGGGAGUCACCCUUCCACUGUUGAGAUUGAUGGUCUUCCAAAUCAUAUGAACAUCAAUAUGGUGAAACCAGGUCUUGGUGAUAUGCAAUUGAAAUUUACUGACGUGUCUGCUUUAGGUUCUCAUUCUGUUCUCAGGUCAAAACGUGGUUCUGGUAACCCUAUGCAGGGUUGUUUUGAUGUGAACAAAAACUGUUCUCAGGAAAUGAAAAAACAUGGUACAAAUUCUAUUAGCAGUCCACCUGCCAUGAGAACCAGACCUGAAGAGACUAAAUUUAAAGAUGCACCAGUUAAAGGCAAGAAGAGUACUGAUAUCACUGGUGCAGUGGUUACACUACCUACGCUUGCCAACCAACUUUCCUAUCAAGCUAGUGUGUUGCCCUCUGCAGUAUCACAUACAGUUUUCAGCAUAAGAGUUGAUUCAAAUGACUUGUCUUCAUUGAGAAGUAUGCCUGCCGAGGAAUGCAUCCCAACUACCAGACCUGGUAACUUCAGAACUAAUGUGUGCCAUGGAAGUAGGGAACAUGUGGAUCCAUAUGCGGCACAAUCUACUGAUAACCAGGGUAGCUCACACUCAAAACUUCACCCAAUUUGCAGUCCUGCUAACAUUGGAAUGGCUUUUAUGAAGCUACCGGGCCUUGAAAGAAUGGAGAUCUCAAACUGCAAUGCAAGGAUAGGUGAAAACAGGUUUAGUAAUGCAGAGUCAAUGAACACAGUAAGAUGUCAGAAACAACAGUUGUUGAGUGGCAUGACCUAUGUAAUGGAAGGUCAGAAACAGAUUGGUCUAAGCAGCUCUCAAGUUGGGAAACCAGGUCUGGAUGGUUAUGGGGGCCAAGGUGAUCAUCAUCUGCAGCAACCCACAGUUCGUUUGAUGGGUAAGACCGUCUCAGUGUGCUCACAUGGCAAGGAUCAUAAUGUAUGGACCAUGGAUAAAGUCAGUCCUGACAAUGUUGCCAUUGAAACAAGCCGCCUAUCCAAUAGCACGUCAGGGCAAAAUACUACUUUCAGUGGCCUUCAUAACCAAAGGCCAGAACCAAUAAGUAGUGUUCCAAUAGUGAAAGAUUGCACUUGGAAUUUUGGUAAUCAGUUUGUUCGUCAAGCUGAACUCAAUAAGGCAGCUAUAGGCAGUUCCAACUCUCAGACCAGGCAUCUUGAGCUACAUCAACCACCUCAUUUGAUAAGCAUUCCUCAGAAUCAACAGUCUCAUUUGUGGACACCUGCAGCACACAUGAGUAGGAAAGAUCAGUGUUUUGUGGGUCCAGCAGCGAACCAAUCUUCUCUGGUUCCAAAAUCACUGCUAAAUGCAAGCAUGCAGGAAAAGUAUCAGAAAUCCACUUUGUUGUCUUACGAUGAUCCUAGUUCUAUGCCUAUUCGCCAACCCUACCAGACACCUGGUGUAAAGUCAUCUUCUGGAUCUGUCAUAUCCUUUUUUGAGUAUGGUGCGAAUAAUUCUUUGUCCAGAAGCUCUUCUCCUGGACUGACUCUUUCUCUUACAACUGGUUUGGCUAAUGACUCUAUUUCAGCAGGCAGAGCAGCUUGUGCAGGCAGCCUUACAAAUGCAGAUGGUAGGAAAGCUGCUAGCUUUGCCGAACCAAUAGGCAAUAGAUCAGUUUAUGCAGAUAAUGUUUCACAGCAACCUGCGAGGCCAAUAAGCAACAGAACAGCUUAUGCGACAGAUAAUGUUUCACAACAACCUGCAAAGAGACAAGUUGUUACAGAUAGACAUGAUUUUAUGUCUAUGGGCCCAAACAUUGUGAACCAUUCACCUGGCUGGUCACUUAGUGAUGCAGUUGGUCCUCAGGUACUUGAUUUUAGUAAAAGAGUAGCAAGAGAUGCUGUUCAAACGUCAAGAAAUGAAAGCAACAAUCCAAGGGCCAGUUCCGGUCCAGUUCUGCCUAUUGAAACAUGGUCUAGGCCUGGCGUGGUUGCAGGGGCUAAUAACAUGUUGAAGCCAGGUCAAAACCUGAACGAUCAUUCCAAACUGCUAUACUCCACGAAAUUUCCUGUUGAUAGUGCUAUCAAUUCAGUUGUAUUAUAGCGGAAAGCAAGAAUAAUAAUAAUAAGGCGUCCUUGUUGAAGAUAGAUCUGGAGUUUUUCAGGAUUCAAACAGUCAGGCACAGGACACUUGUAAGAGGUCUACGUUUCUGAACAUGUUAGUUUAGCAAUUGAUAGAUUGCUUUAUUCUUGUAAUUUCCCCGGUCAAAUGUGCAAGGUUAUUUGAUUGUUUGAUUACAUGUCAUGCCAUAUCUGACAAAAGCUGGAGGACAGAUCAACUGUACAGAUUGUAACUAGUUGAGUGCUUUUUUGGGGCACUUGAUUUCUAAGACUAAGCAGCAUUUGCUACGAACCCACUUGAUGGGCAGCAGUUCAAUUUCAGAGAUGAUGUAUUGUACUGUUUGAUCUUGAAAGCAAAGCAUAAAGUUUACUUUCAGCCAGUUUCUGUAAACCAUCAUACAAACUUUCGGAUGCUGCACUUGAUUGGUUUGCAAUUAUUAGCCACUGCUGUUACAAAGCUGCAUGUUUCACCUUUUUUUGGCUUUCUUACAUCUGAAAGAUAGUCGAAAAGAACAUUCAGAACGAAAUGGUCCUUUUACCAGAUUCAUCAGUCCUGGCCUUUAUGGUUAAAAAAAAUCAGCUUCGGUGCAAGUGAUAGCUGCUGGCUUCUUGAUUCCCACUGUUGGGAGCCCUCUGACCCUACAACCUAGGGAAAAAGGUUACUGGUGAACGCAGUUGCUUCAGACCUUUGCAACUGCAAUGUUCUUGGCUUUCCUUGAACCAAGAGUAAAGAAGGCUUUGCAUGAAGCACAGAUCCACCUGCGCAUCCCUUGUCAUAUACACCGUCGCGAAACAAACAACGGGGGAAGGAGAUCAAGAAACGUACGUCAGGCCGAGCUUGUCGCCAUCUGGUGGCGAGCCGUCGACAACGGAUCAUGGGUGUCCUCGGUACCCUUGCUAGAAAUCUGGACGCCCUCGUUGGGCCAGGGGUGAUGCUGCUUUAUCCUCUCUACGCGUCCAUGCGCGCCAUCGAGAGCCCUUCUUCCCUGGACGACCAGCAGUGGCUCACCUACUGGGUCCUGUACUCGCUGAUCACCCUCUUCGAGCUCUCAAGCUGGAAAGUCCUGCAGUGGUUUCCCCUGUGGCCGUACAUGAAGCUGCUCUUGUGCUGCUGGCUGGUGCUGCCCGUCUUCAACGGCGCGGCCUACAUCUACGAGGCGCACGUCCGGCGCUACUUCAAGAUGGGCACCUACGUGAGCCCCAGCUACGGCGAGCGCCAGCGCCGGGUGCUGCAGAUGAUGAGCCUCGACGCGCGCAAGUCCGUCGAGCGCUUCAUCGACACGCACGGGCCCGACGCGCUCGACAGGAUCAUCCGAGCCGCUGAAGAGGAAGCCAAGAGGGAGAAACCUGAAUUGUUCCGGGUGGAAACCGAAGCAAGUCUCCCAUCGGUUGGGUAGUCACUUGUGCAGAAAUCGUAUCGUAUGCGUGUGUGUGGUUGAUCAUUACGUCGGGCUUGCCCAGCAGUUGGAGAAGAGAUGCCCGGCGCCCAUGAGAGCAUGCAUGCAUAUAUGACUUUGAAAGAAGCCGCGAAUUUGGUGUACUUGUUAAUGAAAAUUUGGCUUGGACCUGUGAAAUCCGUAUCAGCUAAAAUACGUCUGGUCUGAUCCUGAAUGCAACCGCACAAGAGAUUGAUC
This is a messenger RNA of Zea mays, 4873 nucleotides long. RefSeq names its product HVA22-like protein f. NCBI's taxonomy places the organism in Eukaryota, Viridiplantae, Streptophyta, Magnoliopsida, Poales, Poaceae. The transcript has 7 exons. The coding region runs from base 4115 to 4636 and encodes 173 amino acids. The record is from RefSeq and is a predicted model, not a curated record.